This is a messenger RNA of Rhinichthys klamathensis goyatoka, 1246 nucleotides long. Its product is annotated as Monoacylglycerol lipase ABHD12-like. Gene Ontology annotation, cellular component: endoplasmic reticulum membrane. The record is from RefSeq and is a predicted model, not a curated record. Gene Ontology annotation, biological process: monoacylglycerol catabolic process; phosphatidylserine catabolic process. Lineage: Eukaryota; Metazoa; Chordata; Actinopteri; Cypriniformes; Leuciscidae. Gene Ontology annotation, molecular function: monoacylglycerol lipase activity; phosphatidylcholine lysophospholipase A1 activity. Bases 76 to 1119 code for a protein of 347 amino acids. The transcript is spliced from 13 exons.
AGUUGCAGGGUUUGUUUGUCAAUGAUUGCCAUAGUUGUGUAAAGUAACCAUUGAGAGUGUUGCCUGCUCUGCAAAAUGAAGAGAAGAAUCAAUAAAUCUGAAAGAAAGUUUCAGUCUGCAGGAAGAUUGACGAAACCUACGGAUUUGAACGAGCAUGCAAGAUCUCAGUGGACUUGGACUAAAAUGGGACUUCUUUUGAUGUGCGUGCUUUCUGCAACAAUACCAUUUCUAAUGCAUCUCUUCUCUGACUAUGUUGACCUCAGCCAACCUUCAGAUAUAGGUCUCAAUCACACUAUAAAUAUCUAUCUCAAACCCGAGGAGGGGGUGAGAGUGGGCGUGUGGUAUACUGUACCUGAACAUAGAUGGAAGGAGGCACAGGGGCAGAAUCUAGAGUGGUAUGAGAAAGCUCUGGGGGAUGGAUCGCCAAUUUUCAUCUACCUCCAUGGCAAUGGGGGUAACAGAUCUGCACCCCAUCGUAUUGGAAUUUCAAACGUCUUGAGUGCUGUUGGAUAUCAUGUCUUGGCGUUGGACUACAGAGGUUUUGGGGACUCCACUGGGGAACCUACAGAGGCCGGUCUGAGUACUGAUGCCUUAUACUUGUACAACUGGGUUAAGGCACGCAGUGGAAACAGCCUGGUGUGUGUGUGGGGGCACUCGCUUGGUAGUGGAGUAACAACUAAUACUGCAGUGAAAUUACUGGAGGAAGGAAAACAGUUCGAUGGAAUAAUACUUGAGGGUGCAUUCCUAACCGGGGAAGUGGCACCUAAUCAACUUUUUGAACACGCUUUUUCCUGGUUUUAUUGGAAGUUCCCAUACAUUCAGUUCUUCCUUUUCAAUCCACUUAAAAACAACAUUGUGGUCUUUCCAACUAAUAAGAAUUUGCAGAAAAUUAGAACUCCUAUUAUGAUUCUCCAUGCUGAAGACGACCAUUUAGUGCCAUUCGCCUCGGCUCAAGAGAUUUACAGAAUCGCAAAAAAGGCCCAGAACUCAGAGAACUCAGAUGAGCGGGUCAAGCUGGUACCAUUUGAUGGAUCGCUUGGAUAUCUUCAUAAUGGUCUCUAUAAAGACCCUGGUUUGCCAAAUAUCAUAAGGGAGUUUGUGCAGUCGCUGAAGGCAUGAGACAGACACACGAGGGGAAGGAUUUACACCAAGAAAGAGCCAGCUAAAGCUGUAACUGGUUUUAUAACUGUAAAUUUAGAAUUGUUGUAAACAAUAUGCAUUUAUUUGAUAAAAACAUUGUAAUGUC